This is a messenger RNA of Aspergillus tanneri, 948 nucleotides long. RefSeq lists its product as uncharacterized. The transcript has 3 exons. The coding region runs from base 1 to 948 and encodes 315 amino acids. The record is from RefSeq and is a predicted model, not a curated record. NCBI's taxonomy places the organism in Eukaryota, Fungi, Ascomycota, Eurotiomycetes, Eurotiales, Aspergillaceae.
AUGGAGACUCGUGAGUAUGCAUACAAGCAGGGCAGUGAGGGCGAGAGUCUGAUGCUUGAUGUCCACUGGUAUCCGGGUUCCCCUCAGGGGAAAGCUCAUGAUGGCCAUCCAAUAGUUGUUAUAUUCCAUGGCGGCGGGUUUGUACUGGGUUCGAAAUCGAUAAUUCCCCAAAUCCAAAUUAAAACCCUCUGCCGUCUUGGAUUCAUCGUCGUUGUGCCCAAUUUUCGACUUUGUCCCCAGAUAUCGGUGUUUGAUGGACCCGUUACUGAUUCAAGGGACUGCUUGAAGUGGAUCGUAUCUUCGUUGGUGGCAGUUCUUGACAAGGAAAGCAGUGCUGUGAAAGUUGACGUGAAUCGCAUUGCAGUCACGGGUCAUUCAUCUGGCGCAGGGCUUGCGCUGUUGACGGCAAAUACCCAAAUCCAUAUAUCCGCCGUUCUCGACUUCUACGGCGGGAAAUAUUACACCGAUCCUAGCUGGCACUCUCCGACACCCUUCUUCGCCAAUUCCCCUGAUUACCCUGCCUCUCUGGCGGACCAGGUAUUCUCAGGACCACAGGUGUCGGCCGCAACACCGUGGCUCGGCCAGGGCGACAUACCGCCACGCGAUGCUUGGCUAUCAAACGGAUUUAAAUCCGGCAAACACCUUUCCCUGGUGACGAAAGAUGGAGAUUAUACCCGCAUUGAUGGAGCUAGUGGUUUCUCUCCUGUAUUCCCCCCGACGAUGUUUAUUCAUGGGGACUCAGACACUGUUACUCCGGCACGGAUCAGUCAGCGGGCUCAUGAGGAACUGAAGUCUCUGGGAGUUAAGACGGAACUUCUCCUGGUGCCGGGUAAGGACCAUAUGUUCGACAUGUUUUAUGGGAAUGAAGAAGACGAUGAGUAUAGAGAAUAUGUGUAUCCGGGGUUUGAGUUUCUGGCAAAUAGGGUUGGCUUAUAUGGAUCUGAUUAA